AUGAUAAUAUCACCAAAGAAAACAAAAAGUAUGGUAAUCUCUAAAGAUCCAACAAGGUGCAAGCUGGAAGUGGACAACAAAAUAUUCCAGCAAAAAAGGAGUAUCAGCUACCUGGGAGUGCUAAUGCACAGUUAUGGAGACACAGGAGCGGAAGUUUCCCAACAAGUAAAAAAAGCCAACAGAAUAGCAGGAUGUCUUAAAUACACUAUCUGGUGCAACACACAUCUACGGACAGAAACAAAGCCCAAGAUCUAUAGGACAGUAAUUAGGCCAAUUAUGACUUACACUACAGAAACAAGACCUGGCACCACAAGGACAAAAAGACUGAUGCAAACGUGUGAAAUGAAAAUAGUCCGAGAUAUCACAGGAAAAUCAUUAUGGGAUAGACAACGUAGCAUAGACCCCAGGCAACGCUGUAAUAUAGAGAAUAUAAAUGGCUGGACACUGAAAUGA
This is a messenger RNA of Diabrotica virgifera virgifera (western corn rootworm), 453 nucleotides long. RefSeq lists its product as uncharacterized. The record is from RefSeq and is a predicted model, not a curated record. The transcript has a single exon. NCBI's taxonomy places the organism in Eukaryota, Metazoa, Arthropoda, Insecta, Coleoptera, Chrysomelidae. Bases 1 to 453 code for a protein of 150 amino acids.